Messenger RNA from Camponotus floridanus (Florida carpenter ant), 1074 nucleotides. Its product is annotated as thrombospondin-2-like. The transcript has 4 exons. Bases 349 to 888 code for a protein of 179 amino acids. The record is from RefSeq and is a predicted model, not a curated record. NCBI's taxonomy places the organism in Eukaryota, Metazoa, Arthropoda, Insecta, Hymenoptera, Formicidae.
GUCAUUUAUGAAGUAUACAGCUUUUCAAAACUCUAUAUCAUAAAAACAGUUGCGAUUGACUUACCGAAAAAGAACGUAAUUUUAUCAGUUACUGAUUUGAAUAAUGAAUCUCAAAGGUAAAAUUGCGAGGUUAUACGUCAUUAAAAAGCUAUUAUCCGUGCACAUUACUAUAUGCAAAGCACAUUGUAAUAAACUUGUAAAUUCUUCACCCUUUCCAUGGAUGAUUGCAAGGAAUGAACAUCUUGUUUUGCAUACCGCAGAAAUCAAUUUCUCGGUCGCGUCAUAAAAGAGGAAUAAAUAUUCUCAUCUCACUAGAAUACUUGUCAAUAUGAUUUAUUCAAUAGUUUGAUGUGUUUCAGCAAUAAACGGAGUUAUUAUUUUGACAUUUAUUCGCGAUUAUGUCAGCGUCCCAUCCGAUUUACGGCAAAUAACUCUGAGCAGAUAAAAAUUGAAAAGUUACCGAAACAAUAUCAUUGCAAAAAUACAAAGAGAAAUUCGCAUCUAUGUUCUCGCACGAAUACUAGUGGAAUGUACCAGCGAAAGUUACUCAGUUACGAGGGAAAUUUUUAUGCACGGCCCACGAGACAUCAUAAAUCUAACGAGAUGCAACGAGAAAUUAUCGCGACAAGAGAAUCAACGAAGUGGAAACGCGAUAUUGCAAGGGACAUCGAACCGACAGAUAAUAAAGAUAAGGACUCAGAAAUGUGGGACAAUUGGAAUAAUUGGAGUGCGUGCAGCGUGACUUGCGGACAAGGACGACAAGUUCGUUGGCGUCAUUGUUUGUCUGAAUAUUGCAUCAAAGGUCUCAAGAAGGCUCAAUUAAAAAGUUGUCGUCUCAAGGAUUGCGGAACUAAAAAUUUUUUUGGCUGGCUCGGAAUAAAACCUUGAUAUGUGUGAAGUAUUCAAGGAAGUCACUCUGGAAAUUGGCAAAAUAUCAUCAAAUAUUAAUACAUUAGAAAGUAAUAUCAAAAAUAAACUGGAGGUCAAAUUGAGACCGCGACAUAAAAAUUAUAAUAUAAAUCACUAUAUCCAGGACGAAGAUAACGACAUUCCAAAACAGAUAAAACGAGCAGG